AUGUAAUGUCUUGGUCGUACUCAUAAUAAUAAUAAUAAUUAAGUUUUUAUGUCGUUAGAAGUUGGUUUGCGCCAAGUACUGUCAGCUCAGUGCACAUUUUCAGAACCACUGCCUCUGUUGACGUUUCGUUGACAUUUACACGUCACUGUCAAUCCGUCGUAGAAAUGUAAACAAAAAUUUUAUCUAUUUUUUGAAUUCAAACUUUAAAAAUGGACAACGCAAGCGGACACACCAUAAACCUAGCGAACAGUAUAAUAGGUGUCAGCAUUCUAGCGAUGCCGUACUGCUUCAGACAGUGUGGCAUUCUUCUUUCCAUAUGUCUACUUCUGAUAAGCAGCAUCAUAUCCCGGCUGGCCUGCCACUUCCUACUUAAGUCGGCAAUUCUCGCCCGAAGGAAAACUUUCGAGUUUUUAGCAUUCCACAUCUUUGGGAGUUUGGGGAAAUUUUCGAUAGAGAUUGGAAUGAUAGGGUUUCUGCUGGGCACUUGUGUUGCAUUUUUUGUCGUGAUGGGAGACUUGGGACCUGCGAUUCUGUCUGAAAUAACUGGCGUCCGCAUUGGAAAUGCGCUACGAAAUAGUACACUGGUAGCUUUGGCUGUGUUUUGUGUCUUACCAUUGGGAUUGCUGCGAAAUGUAGAUAGCUUGAAUGGGGUUUCCACUGCUACGAUAGGGUUUUAUUGUUGUUUGGUACUGAAAAUAGUGAUUGAAGCACUUCCACAUAUCUUCACAGGAGAUUGGGUUAGCGAAGUAAUUUUGUGGCGACCAGCUGGGAUUCUGCAGUGUUUGCCGAUAUUUUCCAUGGCGUUGUUCUGUCAAACGCAACUGUUUGAAAUCUACCAAGCUCUACCAAACGCAUCUUUAGAAAAAAUGAACAGUAUGAUCAGAGUGGCAGUGAAUAUGUGCACUUGGGUUUACAUUUUCGUGGGAGCUUUUGGAUAUAUUGCAUUUUUCCAAAAACCAUUCACUGGAAACGUCUUGCUCACAUUCACACCAACCAUCACCAGUGACGUAAUAAAGUUGGGUUUUGUCUUGUCACUAGGAUUUAGUUUUCCAUUGGUCAUUUUUCCAUGCAGAGCUAGCCUCUACUCUCUUCUCUAUAAAGGGACUUCAUAUACUAACCUUCAUGAAGGUGGCGCCACCAACUACAUUCCUGAAGGAAAAUUCAAAAUGUUAACUCUCGUCGUAGUAUCAGUUUCGCUCAUUAUCGGGAUCAUGAUACCUAGUAUUGAGUUAGUUUUAGGUUUGAUAGGAUCCACAAUCGGGGUUAUGAUUUGCGUACUUUUUCCCGUAACGUGUUUCAUCUGCAUUUCACCUAAAAACACCAACGAACGAAUUUUAGCCCAGAUUAUGCUUUUUGUGGGCGUAAUCGUCAUGGUUUUAGGAACCUACGCCAACUUGCAAGCCGUCGAAGAAGCUAAAAACUUUCACAUUGUAACUGAAAAAGUACCACCGGUGCCGCAGGUCGCUCUCAAACCUAAUAUAGUGGAACCCGAGAAACCUGUCGUGAUGGACAUACCCACAACGAUUAAAAUAGUUAUCCCCGAGGAGAAGAAACAAAAACCGCCCGAUGAACCACCGAAGUUGGCUGAAGCACCACCCCCUGAACAACCCAAGAAAGAAGAACGUCCCAAAGAGGUGCGUCAUGAGCCGCCUCAACCCGAAGAACCGGUAGAAAACCAAGAAACACAAAAACCCGGCAAGACUGAAGAGAAGAAAGUUGAGAAAACCGACAAGCAGGAGCCGGUGGUGGAACCUGUACAGCCAGCAGACGACAAACUUGAAGAACAGCGCCAAAAAGAAACAAUCCAGAAGGUUAUAAAAGAGGCGAUUAACGAAAAAAAGCCUGUCGAAGUUCCCGAUGAAACGAAGAAAGAGAAAGAGGUCAAGAAGAGCGAGGAAGUUGACAUCGAAGCCAUUAAAAAAGAAGAGAGUGAAUUAAAGGAACAAGAAGACAAAAAAGAGAAAGACCCAAAUCAGAUUCUUCUAGAUACGAUACAGAAGCAGAACGAGGUUCAGAAGGAGAUAGUCGAGCAGCAGAAGAAGCUAAUUGAAGUGAUUCAGAAGCAUCAAGAGAACCAAGAUGUUGAUAAAGUGAACGAGGAGAAAGUCAAAGCCGUGAAGCAGAUUGAAGACAUAGCGAAAAGAGCAAUAGAGAGCAUUAGUGGAAAAGAUAACAAAAACGCCCCAGAAAAUAUGGACAAGCAAGACGAAGAAAGUUUAGCUGCAAAAGAACCUGGUCCUAUUCCUGAAGAGAAGAAAACGGACCGCAAAAAAGUUGAACAAAGAGGGGAAAAAAUUACGGAACGUAAAGAAGAGAAAACUGGUGAUAACAAAACCGGGGUCGUAGAAGUGAACUUGAAACCAAAACAGAUAAAGGAUCAAGAUAAAGUCAAAAUGGUACCGCUGCCGAUAGUUCUAGCGCAACUAAACAACGCCACGCUUGAAGCAAAAGUGGUGGAAAUGGACGCAAAGAAUAAGACUAAUAAGAAAGAAUCGGAUGUUAAGGCAAUGCGAAGGGAUAUCCUGUCAGAGAGCGAAUCGGCGAAAGCAAGGACGAAGAGGGAAGUUAGUGACAGCAAAAUGGAAAAUUUGAACAAUGCGGUAAAGGAAGUGUGCGAGGAGUUAAGUAAGUCCACAAGUACUGAAAAACCCAUAAUUAAAAUGUUGUGUAAGUUGUCUGAGCCAAAUCUAGAGCCAGUUGAUCUAGGGGUCCUCGAAAACCAGAAGAUGCCGGAUGUACAGCCCCAGAAGCGUGAUUUAAAGCAGUUUGCUGAGAAAUGAUCUGUGAUUUGUGUGGUCUGAUGUAUUUAUGUAACGUGCGUCCUGUACAGUUUGUAAAUAAAUAAAUAAAUUAAUAAAUACAUGUUAAGAAAA
Messenger RNA from Zophobas morio, 2873 nucleotides. RefSeq names its product putative sodium-coupled neutral amino acid transporter 10. The transcript has 6 exons. Gene Ontology annotation, molecular function: L-amino acid transmembrane transporter activity. The record is from RefSeq and is a predicted model, not a curated record. Bases 210 to 2780 code for a protein of 856 amino acids. Gene Ontology annotation, biological process: amino acid transmembrane transport. NCBI's taxonomy places the organism in Eukaryota, Metazoa, Arthropoda, Insecta, Coleoptera, Tenebrionidae.